CUUCAGUAGCUGGAUUAGUCGCAAACAUGCAGCCUGACAAGAAAUUUCAUCUGUUUGGACUUCUCGUUGUCCAAGUUUUGUUUGCAAGUGCCUCAGUUCCGAACAGUGAAGGUGCCAGUGGCAGUGAUGAGGGACGAUUCUUCUUCCAUGGCAAACCGAUUCUGAUCAUGCCGCCAACGGCUCCCACUCGUCAUCAGCUCAUCAGCGGUAUCGGUAUACCGCUGGGAACACCCGAGUCCAUCACUACCGGAUGGGUUAUAAAGGCCCAGUACUUUCUGCCGACCUCGGUCGACAAUCUGAAACCGAUCUACCUGGAAGGCUGGAACGAUACGCGGAGAUCUUUCGAGAAGCGAGAAGCUGUUACCGAAGCUCCGGAUAACUACGAAGCGUACACGGCUAAGGAUGUUCAGGUCAAGGAAGAGCCUCUUCCGGAGAAGUUGGAUAGCGAGGGGGACGAUGCAGAAGACUAUUUCGAAGAUGGAGGCGACGACUACUGGUUGGAUGCCGAGGAGGAGAAAUCUUACGACACGGUGAAUCAAAUGAUGCCACCGUCCAAUUUGCAGUCCCAGAUGUCCGAGGGAUACGAUGCGGAUGCGUCACGGUGGAUGACGUACAAGUCGCUGGAGUACAUCGGCCAGCAGUACGGUUCGGGAGGUCGAGAAUGUGUUCUGCGGAGUAUUUGCGAAGCGGCUAGUGCGGAGUUCACUCAUACGGGCGGUGUAUUUGCGGAACUGUUGCACAUUGUGUUCACGCCAUCGAGUACUUCGGAGCCGCCGUCGGAGCACAGUGACAACGAGUACUACCGGGCGGAGCAGUUGGGUCGGGAAGGUGCCCCGUGCCAUUUGUUGUUCCAUGAGUGUCAGAAUUCGAUUCUGGAUGUGUUUACCGGUAUCCAUGAUCCGGAGACGAAUGAUUUGAAAGUGGCACAUGAAAAAGUCUUGCGAUCGUUUAUGAAAUAG
Molecule: messenger RNA, 959 nt
Organism: Aedes albopictus (Asian tiger mosquito)
Lineage: Eukaryota; Metazoa; Arthropoda; Insecta; Diptera; Culicidae
Exons: 2
Coding region: 27-959 (310 amino acids)
Source: RefSeq, a predicted model, not a curated record